AUGAGCCAACCACCGCUGGCCAGCUCGCAGCAACGUUCAGCUUCAGCUGGCAACUAUCCGUCUUCCUCUGCCACACCAUUCGUGUCUGCAUCUACCACAACCACACCACUGCUUGGUCAGAGCUCAGUCGGUGCAGGCAGUCCUGCCUCGAAUCUUUUUCCAUCCUCGCCCUACGCCGCUGCUUCUCCCGCAUCGAUAUCCUUUCAGCACAGCUCGCCGCUGGCCACAACAUCGGCAACACAAGCCACUUCGGCUUUUCGAAAACUCGUCUGGGAAGGAUCCAUUCCGAUCUGUGUGUCGAUAGAUCCAACGGAGCUGCCACCUGGAUCGGACUCCUCCAUCGAUUCGACAUACCUCGUCGUGCCCCGUAUCAGCUACUUGCCACUCAUUGUGGCCGACGUCAAGAAGAACUUGCUCGAUUUAGUUCUGGAACAGCCCGCACUCAACAUGCUCAACGAGAAGGAGCUCUGGUUCGAAUACGAAGGCCAGCCGCUGAGAUGGCAUUGGCAGAUCGGCCUGCUCUACGAUUACCACACCUCAAAUCCGGCUCCCAGUGCCAUCGCAUACCAAUCAACAGCGGUAACCUCCUCUGGACUGGGAUCGUUGCGUUCCGAUGUGCCUUCCCUCGCACAAGGCAGUCUGGAUGGAGGGGCUGUAUCUGCAGCGCAACCGUCGCGACUUCCUUGGAACAUUCGGCUGCGGUUGUCCAAACCACCCACAGAUCGACUUCACAGCAAUUCGGGUCUGGAAUCGUGCAAGACGUCGUUCAUGUCGAUGAUCAAGGAGGCCGACUUUGUGCGCUACGGAUCAACAAAGAAAGUGGUCAACCUGCGCAAGCAGGAGCAAGAUACGCUGUGGGAUGGCGUGGUUUCUCACGACUACGACGUGUUCUGGAGCAUUGCCAACAAGCUGGUCCCCAACGCCAGCGUCUCGAGUCUUGACGCCAGCCAUGGUGCUGCCGCACCACCGGCGGGAUGCUCUCCAAUUGCCUCGCGCACGCUGUCUCUUAAUCUCGGCGGCACACAGGAAGAACGUGCAGCUCCACCAGUCCAGCGUAGCUUGACGACGCAGCCCAACGAGUCGCAAGCCAGUCUCGCGCCUAGCACGGUUUCUACCAUCACCAGCACCACGUCUCCCGACCCGCCAUCGGCCGCCGGCGGCGCUGCAACGCCAAGCACAGGCAGCGCAGUGCGCAGCAUCCCGAUCCGAAUCUUUCUGCCAGACAACGCGCCUAUUGUCCAAGAACCAGUGCCGCCAACCUUGGAGGAUGGCAGAGCAAACACGCUGGGUGCAGUGCUGUCGGCGCUGUUCCCGUUGUUGUUUCCGCCACCGCCGAGCUUUAGCAGUUUCCAGGCGCAGGCAAGACCAUUGGCGUACGCGCUGGUACAGGGCGUGAGGAUGCCGCUCGAUGCAGAAAUCGCGUGGCUGGGGAGUGCUCUUGUGGGGCCUGAUGGCUGGGUUGCUGUGGUGAUUGGGUUGGUGGCAUGA
Molecule: messenger RNA, 1488 nt
Organism: Sporisorium graminicola
Lineage: Eukaryota; Fungi; Basidiomycota; Ustilaginomycetes; Ustilaginales; Ustilaginaceae
Exons: 1
Coding region: 1-1488 (495 amino acids)
Biological process (GO): autophagosome assembly; autophagy of mitochondrion; cellular response to nitrogen starvation
Cellular component (GO): cytoplasm; phagophore assembly site membrane; Atg12-Atg5-Atg16 complex
Source: RefSeq, a predicted model, not a curated record